Messenger RNA from Triticum aestivum (bread wheat), 3378 nucleotides. RefSeq names its product putative disease resistance protein RGA3. The transcript is spliced from 6 exons. Bases 1 to 3378 code for a protein of 1125 amino acids. Lineage: Eukaryota; Viridiplantae; Streptophyta; Magnoliopsida; Poales; Poaceae. Gene Ontology annotation, molecular function: ADP binding. The record is from RefSeq and is a predicted model, not a curated record.
AUGAGCUUAUCUGCCACUGGGAUCGUUACUGCCAUCAAUGAAUGUGUCACUUUGUUUCAGUGGGCGAAAUCUGCCAUUUCAUCUCUGCACUCCCGGUGGAGUGGCCCCCAAGAGCAAAGUCUUGAGGAUCAUGUCUUGCAGCUGGAGAGUGGCCUUCAAAGUCUGAGGGAUACUCUACCUGCAAUGUACGACCUCAUUGAUAAAGCAGAGUGGAGAAGCCACGAACAUGGUGUGGCCAAACUCCUUCCUAAUCUCAAUGAUGCAAUGACUGAGGCUGAGGACCUUCUUGAUGAGUUCACAUGGUACGAGAAGAAGGUGCAAGUGGAAGGCAAUGCAAGCCAAUCUCCUUUCACGGAGUUCUUCGAUACCGUCAUCCAAGGCAACUUCAACAAACUGAGUGAUGUCCAAUCAAGAUUGAAUCUUCUAUCAAGUCAUCUGGAGAAUAUGGGGAUUUGUGGAGUUACACAACGCUUUGACAAAUUAGUCAGGCCGGAGACCACCUCUUUGCCAAAUGAAACCAAAAUUUUUGGUCGUGAUAAGGAGCUGGAGCAGCUAUUAGGAUAUGUUCCUGCACCUACAAAUCCAAAACGCAAGAGAGCAACUAGUUCAAUCAAUGGAUCAACAAGCAACCAAGUUAGUAAUGAUUCAAGAAUGUUGAUUCUUCCUGUUCUACCAAUAGUUGGACUUGGGGGUGUUGGAAAGACCACUUUAGUCCAAUUGUUCUGCAGCCAUCAACGAGUGUUGGCUUUUUAUGAGCUGAUAAUUUGGAUAUAUGUCUCUGAUGACUUUGAUGUGAAGAGGUUGACUAAAGAGGCUAUACAAUCUUGUACUGGAAACGAGGCGACAAGUGAUAAUCUGGAUUUUCUUCAGCAUGCUCUUUCUAAGCAUCUGAAAAAUAAAAAAUUCUUGAUAGUCCUUGAUGACAUCUGGGAUGAUGCCUUGAAGGGAAAUGGGCAGUCUUGGAAGAGCUUUUGUGCACCUUUUAGAAAUGUCCAAGAGGGAAGUAUGAUGUUGGUCACUACCAGAUGUCAAAAGGUAACCAAGGGGGUGCGCACAUUGGAGCCCAUUCUGUUAGAAGGUCUAAAUGAAUAUAUCUUUUGGAUUUUCUUUAAAUCGUGCGCAUUUGGAUCUGGGAGUUCUAACAAUUAUCCUGAGUUAGAGUGCAUUGGUAGAAGAAUACUUCCUAAACUAAAGGGUUCUCCUUUGGCUGCUAAAACACUGGGACGCAUGUUAAGCAUGGACCUUAAAGCAUUGCAUUGGAAUUUUAUACUUGAGAGUGAAUUGUGGGAGUUGAGACAAGAGGAUACGGACAUUUUGCCUGCCCUUCGGUUGAGCUACAUGUAUUUACCAUUCUAUUUGAAGCAAUGCUUUGCAUUCUGUGCCGUGUACCCAAAAGAUUAUAUUUUUCAGAAGGAUUGCUUAGCUAAAUUUUGGGUGGCAGAAGGCUUUGUGGAAUCUAAUGGUGGUAUUCCAGUUGAACAUAUUGCAUGUCAGUAUUUUGAAGACCUUGUAGCACGGUCUUUCUUUCAAGAAAUUAUGAGUUACCAGAUAGUAUUGGAAACUGGAAGCAUCUUCGGCACCUUGAAAUCUCAAGGGAUUGUUUUUGAUGCCAAGAAAUGCAUGCUAGAAAGCUUACCCGAUGAAUUUUGGAAAUUGGUCUCUUUAAGGAAUUUUGAAUUACAUGGGUUAUCAUAUCAUGCUGGGGAUGUCACGACUCUUGAUUCAGCCAAUCAGCAGGGAAAAGUAAUUAGGUUAAUGAAGAACCUAAACCAAUUUCGUGGAGACUUGGAGAUAACUAAUGUUCACAUGCUCAGUAAGGAGAAUGCAGCGGAAGCUGUACUGAAGAACAAGAAAUAUCUUGAUGAGUUGAUACUGAAUAUGCAUACGGGGAGGGGGGAGGGUAGGGGUUUCAGCUCCCCAGAGUCUCGGAUCAUCCAGAACAAUGAGUUAGAAGUGGCUCAACUACUGCAACCUCCUAUCAGUCUCAAGUCUCUAUCCUUCCUGAAUUAUGAGUGUGUCUCGCUACCAACCUGGUUUUUUCAGCCCCAGAACUUACCAAGCUUAAAAUCACUUACUUUUGGAGACUGUGUUGGACUCGAGAGCAUAUCAUUUCCCAUGUUCUCGCAGGGCACAAUAGAUGAGAUAUCUGCAGUUCGUAGUUUUGUGUCCCUGACAGACAUAACCAUUGAUGGGUGCGAGAAUAUAUCAAGUCUUGAGCAUUUUCUGCAUCCAGAUUAUGUACCAGCCAUCAAGAAAAUAAGAGUUGAAGAUUGCGAGAUGUUAGCAUCAGUACCAACUGACAAUUUUGGAGGUUUUCAUUUCCUUGAAGAACUGCAUGUGGCCCGGUGUCCAAAUAGCUGCUCCCAAAGAUUGGUAUCGCCGUCCCUUAAGAAGCUCUAUCUCCAUGGUUCUGGUCUCUUUCGCAAUAUUGACUGCUGCUCCCUCACCUUCUUUUAUUUAGUAUGUGACUUUGUCACGUCCAUCCAACUAGAAAUGUGGAGUCUUCCAGCCCUACGGGAGUUGCACAUUAGGUGUGGAUCUCUUGCAUCUAUUGUGGGCUCCACUGACCUUUCCACAUAUCCGGGAACUGGCAGCAUAAGAGCGUUCUCGUGCCUUGGUGUCCUAAAAAUUUCGCACUGUAAUAAAUUGUCAACCCUUGACGACCUCCUGACACAAGAAUAUCUACCUGCUAUUGAGAAAAUUGACGUUGAAUGUUGUCCUGAGUUACUGUCCCUGCCAGGUGAAAGGUUUGGGAGUUUUUCUCAUCUGAAUCAUCUGGUGGUUUAUGAGUGCCUAAAUCUCAACUGGCAAAGAGGAUUGGUGUUGCCAUCAUCUCUCCAAAGGCUCAACUUAACGCGAUGUGGGGAUAUCUCUCUGUACGUUCCGAGCUGCCUACUAAACCUCACAUCCCUCACCUCGCUGAGCAUUGCUGGGUGCAAAGGUAUAACAUCCAUCGCAGGCGACAUUUGGCGCUGUAAUCUUGCUUCACUUGAGGAAUUGGCGAUUCAGGAUUGUCCAGACCUAGUUUCAAUUGGUGGAGCAAAGGCAGUUGCAGAAAUAAAGCAGGUGACGAUACACAUGUGCCCGAAAUGUAAGGAAGCGAAUCAGAUCAAUAUAAGAUCCCGACAAAGGCAACAUUUAGAACAAACUUGCCAACUUGUGGAUGUGUUGUCAGGGCUGGACCCAGAACUGGAAUCACACGGUGUCGUACACCACGUCGAGGCUAUGAUGACUGGGGAGAAAGUAGAUGACAGGCCAGCUGAGAAACUACCCAUAGCUGUGUCACUUGGAAGCUGGAAGACAAGGUACAUUAUUUCAGGAUGCCACCCACAGGUUAAACUGAAUGCUCUGUUCAGGUCUGAUUCUGAUGGCUUGUAG